GCCAGUGGCGCGCACACGGGAACCCAUAAUAGUUGCUGGUAACUUUUCAAGAACCUCUUUCAAGCCCUCUUUUUGCGGUUUAAAGAGCAGCACUUGCUAUACACAAUGAAAGAAAUUUGGAGGACUUGGCUGCUUUCUGCUUUUACCAUUCUAAGCUUUAUAUCGUGCAUCGAAGGGACCAGUUACCAGAGGCUAGGUACCGGGACAGGACACUCCGGCUCUCCAUAUGGAGCAAGUGGCGCCCGACAUAAGAAUUGGUGUGCUUCCAUCGUAACCAAGAAUGUGAGCUGUUCGGUGUUGGAUGGAACUGAGAGCUAUGUUCAGCCUGAAUACAGAUGUAUCUGGAACUACAAUGUACCCAACUGCCCUGUGGUGGUGAUCUAUCGAACUAUUAACAGACCUAGGUAUAGAGUUGGAUUUAAGAUGGUAACUGAAUUAGAGUGGAAGUGCUGUCCAGGAUACAGUGGUGCAAACUGCAAAGAUGGACAAGCAGAUCGAUCAGUAAUUUCCAGUGUAUUGACUCCUGCUCCAGCAUCAGACACUCACAGCAGAGCACCAAACCAAAAGCAAGUGCCGUUUGAAGGGCAGGACAGAAUGAAUCAGCUUGAGAAUGAAAUUCAGGUACUUACGCAGACAGUACUCAGCCUACAGUCCGUCUUUUCUGAUAAGAUUGAAGGCCUCAAGCAUGACAUCCAGUCAGAAACAAGCAAAAUGUUCAACACGCUGCAGGAUAAUCGUGGACCUGACAGUGCUCGAGGUGCUAAAACUGACAUCAUUUAUCCAUUUGCAAACAUCAGUGACAGCAAAGACAAGUUAGAUAUCCUCCUUUCCUAUUUGGGACUAGAAGAACUUAUGCCAAAACUGAAAGAAGUCAACCAAACUUUAAAGAACAAAACAGAGAUGUUAGAUGAAUUACAUGGUAUGGUGUAUAGUCAUGAUAAACACUUAAAACAGCUACUCGAAACAGUGUCAGAUUCUACAGAUACACCUCCCUCCAAAGACUAUUACCAGGCUUAUAUUGACCAUAAAUUUGAGGCUAUGAGAACAGAGGUACUUGAAGGCCUUGAUAAGAAAAUGGCAGAUCUGAAAAAUGUGUGUGAAUAUAAGCAAUUAUCCUACCAGCAGCAGUUGCAGGGAGGAGAUGAAGAUGCCAGCUACUUAGGAAUAGCAGAGCUUUUAGAUGAAAAAGAAGCAGAUUUAAGAAAAGAGAUCAAUGAACUGAGAAUACAAAUGCAAACACAAUCCAAUCAGGUUGGCUGCUGUGGUACCAUUAGCAGCCUUGAGCAGGAAGUUAGGAACUUAGAUCAAAAGGCUGACAGAAUAGCAGCAGCCAAUGUGUUACUGAAUGUUAGACUAGAUAAUGAACUUGCAUACUUGUCCGUGCCGACAAUUGACAAUCAUUUUAAUGAACGAUUGGAUGAACUUGAUGCUAGGAUUAAUGUAACAGAGAAGAAUGCUGAAGAACAUUGCUUUUAUAUUGAAGAGACUCUCAAAGGCAUUAUAGCAGAUGAAAUAAAUGGAGUAUAUGACAGUUUGGAUAAUAAACUGAAGUCUACCAAAGACAGGUUUAGAGAUACAUUUGUGAGGAUGAACAGUUCUGCAGCUGAGUUUGAGAAUUCUUCUCCAUGGUUUGGCACAGAUACAGAUAAAGAUGUGCUUAAAGCUAAGCUUCAACAUCUUGAAGAGAGAGUACAACAGACUGAGAAUUUAUGUCAGAGGGAAUGUGCAGUCAAAGUGGAACACAGUGAAUCCAUCUCAGUAGAUAUGGAGUCAUACAGAAAUGGUUAUGAAGAUUUGUUUUUCAAACUGUCAAACAACUCGGCUCUACUAAAGCUUUUAAAUGAGACAAUGUAUAAUGAAAUUAAGAUGAUUACACAGAGUAGACCGGACAUCAGAACAGUACAACAUGAUGUAAGCUCUACCAAACUUCACGUUAGUGCCAUUGAAAGGAAUAUUAAGGUACUUGAAAAGGCUGUGGUCAGAUUCCAGCAACAGCUUAUCAGUAUCAACUCUUCAUGGGCAAAGAUGUAUCAAGAUAUGUUUCAGGAUAUACAGAAAAAAUGGAACACUGCUGAUAAUGUCAUAUCCCAUAUGUCACCAAAUGCCAGUCACCUAUAUACUCUUCAACAAAAAAUGGAGCAGCUUAGUAAACGAAUUACAACUGAGCUCCACAACUGCUCACAAAAUAUUCAGGGUACCUCAAAAGGAGCUGCUAAUCUUGACAGCAGGAUAACGCAUGUUGAGAACAUGUGCAGUAAGCUGGAUUUGAUCUCUGGCAGUCUCCAGCGAAUUAAAGAUGGACUCAAUAAACAUGUGACAAGCUUAUGGACCUGUGUCUCCAACUUAAACAGAACCACUACAAGACAUACUGAAGAUAUUUUAGGGCUUAAACAAUCUCUGACUCAUAUCCAGGCAAGUGAUAGAGACCAAAAGGAAACAGAGCCUGCCAACAACCAAACAGAAAAAGACUCUGAAAAAGUGCAAAAUGGUGAUGCUGGUCCUCCUGCACAUCCACAACCACCGAUGCCACCUUUGCCACCAAAAGGUUCACAGCCAGAUGGGGUUAUACUUGAGACAGGCCAUGCUGGUCCACCUGGAAAAGGUGUGAUGUCAGGAUCUGGGCUUCCAAGGAGCGAGGAUGGUCAUCAUGUGGUCAUUGUUUCCAAAGGAGUCGCUGGGGCUCCAGGUUACUCUUUCACAGAUUAUGCAAUUCCAUCUCCAUCUCCAGCUCCAGAUGAAUCUGAAGGAAGAAUUACAGCUCUUGCCCCUGUAUCUUUUUCUGUUGGUCUGAAUGAAAAAUCUGCAGAUGCUGUGGGAGUGAUUCACUUUAACAAAGUGAUGGUAAAUGAUGGUGAACACUACAAUCCCACUACAGGUAUCUUCACUGUCCCCUAUGAAGGUCGCUACCUGAUUGCAGCAGUUCUGGUUUCCGAAAGAGAAGAAAGCAUAGAGGCUGCACUGAUUGUAUCCAAUGUGAGUGUUGCACAGCUGGACACAUCAGGAUACAAAAGAGAAGAACUGGAGUACCACCAACAGUUUUCACGAAAGCAGUGCUGUGGAGGAACAGGCACCUUUCAUAUUAUCCUCAACCUGAAAAGUGGGGAUGAAGUAAGCAUUGUACUGACUGCUGGAAAACUAGCCUACACUACAGUCAGUGAGAUGUAUUCAACAUUUAGUGGUUUUUUUCUGUACCCAAAUAUUCCACUCAGCUAGCCUGGCAAUGACAGUAUGAGAAUCCUGUCCAAAGAUGUUCAAAAGAUAAAAACAUGGAGCCAUAAUAUAUAUGUAUAUGGAUUAUUUUUAUACAGUCUGUAAUUACUAUCCCUUCUGGGGCCAUUCCUUUCCCUAUUGUAAAUCUUUAAAUUGGUUUUAAGUGUGCCUUAAUCAAAAAUUCUAUGGCAAUAUUUCAGUGAAACAUUAUACCAUAUGAACUACUAAAUCUCUUUUCAUAGGUUCCUUGUCCUGGCAGAGUACAUGAAAUGUUAUUUUAUUGAACACCAGAUUGAGGAUGGUCUUUGUAUUUUUGCAGCAAAUUAUUCUAACACCUCAUAAAUAAACAAGAAAGAUGUUAUUGUA
Molecule: messenger RNA, 3576 nt
Organism: Protopterus annectens (West African lungfish)
Lineage: Eukaryota; Metazoa; Chordata; Ceratodontiformes; Protopteridae
Gene: EMILIN2
Product: elastin microfibril interfacer 2
Exons: 8
Coding region: 106-3213 (1035 amino acids)
Molecular function (GO): protein binding
Source: RefSeq, a predicted model, not a curated record